Aricia agestis (brown argus) is the source of this 723-nucleotide messenger RNA. RefSeq names its product BPTI/Kunitz domain-containing protein-like. Bases 49 to 636 code for a protein of 195 amino acids. The transcript is spliced from 5 exons. Lineage: Eukaryota; Metazoa; Arthropoda; Insecta; Lepidoptera; Lycaenidae. Gene Ontology annotation, molecular function: serine-type endopeptidase inhibitor activity. The record is from RefSeq and is a predicted model, not a curated record.
AGCAAAAUAAACUAUGGGAAUGGUUUUGUUUUGUUUAUUUCAUGAAUUAUGAAUUUCGUGAAUUACAAGUUUUUGGUUUUGUUUGUAUUUUGGUUCUGUUUCGUGGAAAGUUUCAGGUAUAAUACUUUGAAGGAUGUCACUGAGGCGCACUCACACAAUAAACCCAGAGUGAUCGACAGAACCUGUAGAUUGAAGCCGGAGGAAGGACCUUGCCGGGCGAACCUCGAGAUGUUCUACUUCAACUCGUCCUCGAUGGACUGCACCAAGUUCACGUGGGGCGGUUGCCAGGGCAACGGCAACAGAUUCGAGACGUAUAACGAGUGUAUGUCGCAGUGUGUGCGCAAGGGGGAGCAUAGAGUGCGUCCCCAAUGGUGCACGCUUUCAUUUGACUACGGCUACUGUUUCGACCAGCUAGUGCGGUGGUACUAUGAUCCACUGUACGGCGUCUGCAAGAGAAGAAUGUACUCGGGCUGCGGAGGCAAUCGGAACAACUUUAAAACUAAACGACAGUGUAGCGAGGAAUGUAUUUAUUUAAAAAGGAGAUUAACUGAUGAAGCCGAUAAUAAGGCUGCAGACAAAGCAACCGGCAAAACAACAGACAAAGCAGUACAGAAAGAAGUGGGUGCACAGCAGUAAGAGAAUAACCGGUAUAUUCCAACAUUGCAACAAGAUAUCAAAAAACUUGAGAGGUGUCAAGGGACACCCGAAUGGAACGAAGUUUUU